CGUACUGCACUUUUGCCUCACUUCUAAAGGAAGCACUGCCCAGACCAAAUCCCAGUGUAUCAAGCUGUAUCUAUCACAGGAAAUUCGGUCAGUUUAAGUCUCGGACAUACCCGGGGAUUAUAUAUAAAAUAAAGUCGUUGUUCCGAACUUUCCAUCAGAAUUCAACGAUUCGAUAAAGAAUGAACCCUGCUGGUGUAAAGCCUCCAGGCACACAUCCAGGAUUGAGAACUGACAGAUUACUCUCAUUGUUCAUCUGCUGAGUAAGCUCCUUCUGAUAAGACUCUCUAAAAACUUCUGCCUGCCCUUCAUCCUGUCAACAUCAAAAAAGCCCUCAGCCAUUUGCUGGGGCAAAACAGUGCCACCAUGGAUACAGAGUCCACCUACUCUGGCUACUCGUACUACUCCGGACGGUCGAGGGGAUCUCACAGACAUGGAGAGCGUAGCCGGGACCGCCACAAAUCCCGCAUAAAGGAGAGCAGUCGCUCGGAGAAGUCUGUCACUAUCAACGCUCCCCCAGCAGAGCCAUUGUUAGGAGACCAGUCAGUGCGAGGAGAAGAGGUUCAGGAUGAUAACUGGGGUGAGACUACGACAGCUGUCACUGGCACCUCAGAACACUCUCUAUCUCAGGAGGACAUUGUUCGCAUCAGCAAAGACCUCGACGAUAGCGUGGGCCUAGACUGCAAACGUUAUCUAAAUGUGGCUCUGUCUGUCAUCCUGGGACUCGUGGUUUUUCUGACUCCACUUGCCUUCCUUAUCCUGCCUCACCUCCUCUGGCCUGAUAGACUGAGAGCCUGUGGAACGGCCUGUGAAGGUCUCUAUAUAUCUGUGGCAUUUAAACUGCUGAUUUUAUUGUUGGCAGUGUGGGCUCUAUUCUUCAGGCCACCCAGGGCUGGUUUGCCAAGAAUCUUUGUAUUUCGAGCCUUACUAGCCACACUGGUGCUACUGUUUGUGCUUUCCUAUUGGUUGUUUUAUGGAGUACGCAUCCUGGAUUCACAGGAUGAGGACUACCAAGGGAUUGUGCAGUAUGCGGUUUCACUAGUGGACGCUCUGCUCUUUAUCCACUACUUGGCCAUUGUGCUGCUGGAGCUCAGACAGUUACAGCCAUUCUUCUCUCUCUGUGUCACACGCUCCACGGAUGGAGCAACACAACACUAUAACUUGGGUCAACUGAGCAUCCAGAGGGCAGCAGUGGUUAUCCUAGAGAACUACUACAAAGACUUCCCUGUCCAUAAUCCUGCGAUGCUAACAGCUUCAAAGUCCCGCGCUGCCAAACACCUGGCUGGCCUUAAAGUCUAUAAUGUGGAUGGUCCAGGAGGGAAUAAUGCAGCUGCUGGUAUAGCCCAGUCUCAGUCUCGAGCAAUGAUUGCUGCUGCUGCCCGCCGCAGAGACAGCAGUCAUAACGACCUCUACUACGAAGAGGCAGAGCAUGAGAGACGUGUCCGCAAACGCAAGGCUAGGCUGGUGGUGGCAGUCGAGGAGGCAUUUACACACAUUCGUCGCAUGCAAGAGGAGGAAAAGAAAAAGGCACCUGGUGAUGUGAUGGACCCACGUGAAGCAGCUCAAGCCAUCUUCCCUUCCAUGGCCAGAGCACUGCAGAAAUACCUCCGUACCACCAGACAACAGCACCUCCACAGCAUGGAGAGCAUACAGCAGCACUUAGCUUUCUGCAUCACAAACAACAUGACACCCAAGGCAUUUCUGGAGAGUUAUCUGACCACAGGCCCUACACUGCAGUAUGGAAAGGACCGCUGGCUUGCCAGGCAGUGGACCCUUAUCAGCGAAGCCUCAGUUACCAGUGGUCUGAAAGACGGGACCAUUUUUCUGCUAAAAUGCAUUGACUUUAGCCUAGUAGUCACUACCAAAAAGAUACCUUAUAUUAAGCUUGAUGAAGAAUUCAUUGACCCAAAGUCACACAAAUUUGUCCUUCGACUGCAGUCUGAGACUUCAGUUUAGAGUUUUUUUUUUUUUUCUCUUUUUUCAGCAAAAACAGAUUUUCUUCUGGGAUGUAUUUUUAUUCCACUUUCAAGUAAUAUAUAUGUAUAUCAAAUGUUUAAAUAUAUUUCUUUUUCUUUUAUGAAUUUGUUUUGUUCAUGCUUAAAUGUUCAUUGGAAUUAACACGUUUGCAGUCAAACCAAAAAAUCAGAUCAGAUAAAACUGUUAUGGAGAUUAAAUAUAAUUUCUGACACUACCUAUUAAUGCUUGUAAAAUACAGAAACAGUAAAGGAUGGUGGAUAGUGGGUGCAGUCAGAUACUUUUUCAGUAGACCACAGAGAGAUGGAUGGACUCAAAUGGGCACAUUUUCUCUGCCUUGCUACGCUUUAUAAAAACACUCUGGGAAUAUGAUCUGCAGACAUUCUGCCAGAUCCACAAUAGUGCAGUUGGAGCUGAAAAGAUGAAACUUUCAGAAACAUUGGCCAAUUACUUUAUCGUUAUAGUCGCAGGUUUUCCCAUCAUAACAUUCACAAGCACAUCUUCUCAGCCAAAUGACCUACCACUACUGUAAAUGCACAUCAAACAUUUCCAAGGCACAUUUAUAACAGGCUUGUUUGUGCUAAUAGGACACGUCUUUGUUUAUAUAAAUAUAUAACAUUACACAAUUAAAAUUAUGCAAGAAGUAUGUCAUAUUUUUGACUCACAGUUUAUCACUGACUUUUUAAUCUUAUAAUUGUGAUUUAAGUCAAAACUUAAAUAAUUAUGAGAUAAAAUGUAGUUAUUAUUAGAUUAAAAAUAAUAUGAAGUAAGCCAGAGAUUUUACAAAAAGUCAAAAUUCAAAUAAUUAUGACGUGAAAAGCUGAUAUUAAGAUGAAAGCUCUUGGUGAGAUAUAAAAUCUGGUGAGAUUUUUUUUUUUUUUAUGGAUGCAAAUACAGUUAAGCUUAUGAUAAGCAGAUACUGUCAAUUUUUUGAGAAAUUAACAGAGAUUGUGUACCUAUUUUUCUUUGUGGCACAAUUCUUCUUCUUUUUUUCUUAUGACAGUUAGAAAUAUGAUCACUUAAACCAUAUGCUUAAAUCCCAGAUCUCUGGGAAUAAAGAACUGCUUGGCCUGUACUCUGCAUGUCAUGUAUUUUAAGAGGUGCACUUUCCAGCAGACUGUAGGGAGUUGUAAUUGGACAUGGACUCAAUUUGAGCUGUUCAGAUGAGUUCACACAUCUGAUCUCUUGUGUCCUGUCCUGUUUCUUGUUCUAUGCCUUACAGCAGUGUAGCUAUAAAAAACUAACAAACAGCUCAUGAGAAUUUCAUUAAGGUCUAUGAAAUUAAAGAAUGUCCCCGCAGAGAAAUAGAAUGUUUUGUCUGCCAAUGUUGAGAUACUGCUGAGAAACAACUGGUCAUGAUCACUGGUCAUUUUACCUUGAUUUUAGAAUGUUGCUGUCAGCCCUUGUUAAGGACCGCAAAAUUGUUCUAAAGCUGAUUUUUUUUCAGAGUGGGUAAUUUUAAAAGGAUUGUUAUCACAAGUGUUCAAAUAUCAUGUCAUAUCUAUGCAUAACAUACAAUUUAAUUUUCUAUUUAUUUAGAAAGAAUAGACUGCCUGAAAUAUAUAUCAGUUAAAAGGAUAAGUUAUCAACAUUUCUCACAACAUCUUUUGUGUUCCACUUUACUUUUACUUUUUACUUUAUCACUUUACAUUUUUCUGUCAUUGGAAGAAUUAACAAUCACAUCACCCUUUAGUGUUGGAUGUGUUAACAUUUUCAUUGAUCUGUUUUUGCACAUAGACUGUCAUUUUAGGUUACACUUUACUACACUUUUUACUUUGGGUUUUUAUCAUGGGUCAUUAUUAUUGUUCACUCGUCCCUCAUUUUCUUCUAUAUUCCAAUGUUAUCAAAUGCUAUUUUUUUGCUAAAACUUUUAUAUUAAGACGUUUUUUAAGACCGUGAUAUUGUGGACUGAGUUACUUUAUAUAAACCACUUAUAAUGUUACUGUGCCUCUGCUUUUACACAUUGUGUGUAUGUAUGUGUUAAGUCAUUCACAAUUUACAACUCGCAUCUCACUUGCUGAAGGGCACUCUUUGUAUGCCUGAUUUUGUUAUAACAAAUGCUUCAAAGCUCACAUCAUACAUUUGAAUAAAACAGACAUUUUCAAUAACA
Carassius gibelio (silver crucian carp) is the source of this 4081-nucleotide messenger RNA. RefSeq names its product vang-like protein 1. Gene Ontology annotation, biological process: multicellular organism development. Bases 364 to 1953 code for a protein of 529 amino acids. The transcript is spliced from 9 exons. The record is from RefSeq and is a predicted model, not a curated record. Gene Ontology annotation, cellular component: plasma membrane. Lineage: Eukaryota; Metazoa; Chordata; Actinopteri; Cypriniformes; Cyprinidae.